Messenger RNA from Gymnodraco acuticeps, 693 nucleotides. RefSeq names its product G0/G1 switch 2 (gene g0s2). The record is from RefSeq and is a predicted model, not a curated record. The transcript is spliced from 2 exons. Lineage: Eukaryota; Metazoa; Chordata; Actinopteri; Perciformes; Bathydraconidae. Bases 88 to 426 code for a protein of 112 amino acids.
GCCUGUGAAUUCCUGACUUGGCCGAACAUUAAGACAACACAUUUUCUUCUCCAAAAAGAGUUUGGAGUGUGUGACAAACAUCACACUAUGGAAACCAUUGGAGAGAUCAUCCCGUUUGCUAAGGAGAUGCUGACCCAGAGGCCCAGCCUCAGCAUGCUGAAGCUCUACAUGCUGGGCUCCACUAUGGUGGUGCUGGGAGUCGUGGGAGGACUGGUGGAAACUGUUCUCCUGCCGUUUGGGGAGCAGGAAACUGUUGAGGACGCUCCAGGAGAGCUCAUCAUGGAGAAGGAGAAGGAGAAGAAGCCAGACAUGACCGCGGUCAGCCCUGAAGAGGAUGACGUGUACGAGACGGAGCUGAUGGAGGCCAAGGCCAAACACCUGGUGAUGGGCCGGAGGAGAAGCUCCAUCCGCUUACUUGGUUCUUAAGGAAACCCUCCUCUACUGGUGUAAAUGGACACAACACUUAAAAUGUUAAUGGUAAUGGUGCUAAAUUAAAUCACCACGUUGAACUUGUCACUUUGUACUCGUUUUUUUAUUUCAGAUUUGGUUAAACAUGAAAGAAAUGAUAUACACUGCAGGCUAAUGUCUGGCUGCUGGGCAGCAGAUACUUGUGGAUGUGACUUGAUGAAUGUGUUGGGAAAAAAUGUAGUGAUUAAAUUCGUUUUACACUCGAAUAAAGCUAUUUUUCAGCUA